GGCUACGAUCAGAUACUUACGCGACUCAAUUCACUCAAAGUCCAGCGCAUCGCUCAAACAAGCAAAGCUAUCCUGGAAGCACAUGGGCGCAGGAUGGCCCCCACACACACUUACACACACCCGCGCGAUGACAAGCAGCUGAAUAAGCCAAAGGCGAUCCAUAACCGCGCGCGAGAACCCACCCCGCCAGAACUACGGAUACCUUACACUAAGGUACUACUCCCGCCAGCGGCCCAGCACCAGCCAUCGCGAUGGCGCACUGGAGCCAUGGGCGCCGUUCGUUGCGCGGGUGACGGGCUACUCCAUACGAAGAGUACGGCAACGUUCCCACAUGAAAUGUGGGCAGUCUGCGACGGGAAUUAUCCACCUUCAUCUCCACUUCGGAGACGAGUUCACAUGUCCUCCCCCGGAAGAGAGCGUGCCCGGCGUAGAAAGUUUCGGCUUUCCGUUGAGAAUCACGGCAUGCCCAGUCUGCCGCCUCUUCGCCAAGAUUUCGCGAACCGGACCCGGGGCAGCAGCAGUAGAACCGGCGCAGCAGUUUCGAUGGCGGUACCGGAUGUUGGAGCUGCUGUUCGGCGGGGUGGCGAUAUUCAGAUGCCUCCGUCCCGGUGGUUGCGAAGAUGGAUCGGAAAUACGGAAUUACACGCCCCGUUCGGUUCGCGGAUUUACACUGGAUUUCCCAGCAAGGAGCAACGACGAUGUUUGUUGAGCGGUGCGCCAAAGGAUACAUCAUGAGUCCAUGACCAAGCAAUCAACUUUCUUAAUUCCGGUCUUAUCUAUUCGUAAUUAGACGACCAAGGUUAUCUACCUUAUUCGCCUUGAGCCUGCGACUUGACUAUUGUUGACUUUGUAUUGCGUCUUCCUGAAAGUGGCCAAGGAACGCGUAAUGUCAGAGAAACGGCAAGUACAAGUUUCUUCGACUGGUAUUAUUCACCCGUAAUGCCUCUUUUCCCAGAGCCACUACGGAGUACAGUCAUGCAGCUACUGGGUAAUAGUUCAUGUCUUUCAGAAUAGUAUUUAAAGAGAAUUCGCUUCGGCCUGUGGGA
Molecule: messenger RNA, 1046 nt
Organism: Colletotrichum phormii
Lineage: Eukaryota; Fungi; Ascomycota; Sordariomycetes; Glomerellales; Glomerellaceae
Exons: 1
Coding region: 94-735 (213 amino acids)
Source: RefSeq, a predicted model, not a curated record